AGCGACGAAAACAGAAGUCGACGUGCGCCUCGUGUCAUCCGCUCGUAAGCAGUUAACGUGACAGUGGGUUCUUGCUGUUGAAUCAGACGACUUUAAAAAGUUUCAAAUCACCUAGAGGUAGAAGAGAAGAAGCAGCUGCCAUUUGUCGUAACGCCAAGAUGGAUGUCACAGAGGAGAAGUUUGAGGCUAAUAUGAAUAGCAUGGAGAUAAUGACUGUGAGAAUAAAAGAAGAGGACUGUGAAUGGGAGUCUGUCAACCUCGAGCAAGAGAGUCUCGGCAUUAAGGGUGAGGAUUAUGAACUGGUGACUGUGGGUAUUAAAGAAGAUGCUGAGGAGAUGGCCGACAACUUCAACAUGCGGUCUGAAGCAUUGCAGUCCGACACAAAGAGGAAUGAUGGAAUGUCAUCAGUUAGAAGUCUGGAAAAUCGACCGUCAUCAUCCGGAGACAAACCUCACUGCUGUUCUGAAUGUGGCAAACGUUUCUCAAAACUCUCCAAUCUUCACACCCACACAAGAAUUCACACCGGAGAGAAACCAUACUGCUGUUCUGAGUGUGGGAAACAAUUCACACGAUUAGCCAGUCUUCAGAUCCAUUCAAGAAUUCACACCGGAGAGAAGGUAUAUUGCUGCUCAGAAUGUGGCAAAUGGUUUCAACAUGAGUGCAGUCUAAGGAGGCACAAAAUAAUUCACACAGGAGAAAAGCCAUACAGUUGUUCUGAAUGUGGCAAACGAUUCUGGCACAGAAAUACUCUUCAUGGACACACUAAAAUUCACACUGGAGAGAAACCGUAUAGCUGUUCUGAAUGUGGCAAGCGAUUCUUACGGAUCAACAGUCUUCAGACCCACACAAGAAUUCACACUGGAGAGAAGCCGUAUUGCUGUUCCGAAUGUGGGAAACGAUUCACACGAAUCACCGGUCUUCAGACCCACACAAGGAUUCACACCGGAGAGAAGCCAUACUGUUGUUCAGAAUGCGGCAAGCAGUUUUCUGAAAGGAGCACUUUUCAGAAGCACAAAAAAAUUCACACAGGAGAGAAACCAUACUUUUGUUCUGAAUGUGGAAAACAGUUUUCACACAAGUCCAGUCUGAGAAGGCACAAAAGAAUUCAUACAGGAGAAAAGCCUUACUGCUGUUCAGAAUGUGGCAAACGGUUUUCACACAAGUGUUAUCUUCAGACUCACGAAAGAACUCACAUGAGAGAGAAGCCAUAUUGCUGUUCUGAAUGUGGAAAACGAUAUUCAGUGAAGAAGAGUCUUUUGGCACACAUCAGUACUCAUUCCGUUGAUAAUGAGCACACCAAGUAAAUUUGGAGAAGUUAACCCAGAGAGAGGCCAUUCCGAGUGUGGAAUUGACUCUCACAAAAGAGCCAUCUUCGAGAGCCACAGAGGAAUUCACAGUGUAGCCCCAACAACAACGAACAGAGAACAGCACACAAGCGUACUGUGAUCAAGAAAAGGAGAGGACUCGACACGGUCUAGUGAUUAGUUGAAGAGUUCGAGGAGUUUGUUUACUGUUACUUUUAUGCACCAAAUCAAGAAUUUCCACUUAAAGGAUACACCAGGACGGCAAGCAGGAAACUAUCAUCCAGACCAGGAGUCUUUACAUCCAAAUUAAGUAAGAUAACUGACGCAGCCUUAAGAGCUCUGUUUGAAAUAAUUGACAGAAAGAAAGCAAAUGAGACAAAAGAAAUUAGAGAGAACAGCAAAAAAUAAUACAGAGGAGGAAAAAAGCAUAGUUUCUAUCAACAGUAAUGUAUCAUAUGUCGUUUGUAACAACUGAACCAUCCAAAAGCAACCUCCGAAUUGCUGUGAGCUGAGAGAUCCUCAACCCCAACACACACAACCACUGGUUCCAGAGGGCAGUUCUGAUAUGGGCGCCUACCAUCUAUUCAGUGUGGUAUGACGGCAUGUCAACAUACGUUAGAAUUUACAAACAUCUACACUAACGUAACAUCAUUUACCUUGGAACCGAAUGGGAAAUAGAAGGGGGUCAUAUGGAUCAGAAGACCAGCUAUUGUUGAAAGAGGUUAUCAUGGGGCUGCAAACAAAAGCAGAAAUCAUAAUGUGGCUUGGAUUCAUUCUGAUCCUCAAAUGCUUGGAAGUGUAUAACAUGUAUCUGUUCUGAUCAAGUUCACCACUACUGUGAGACACUCUCAAACAGCUUUACUUUGACAAAGGCACUUGGAAUUAUCAUCUGUCAAGAGUUACAAGUCUUCUUGAAAUGUGCAUUUUAACUCCACUCUUGUUGUGUAUGGGAUUAAACCCACUUGGCAUACCCCCCUCAGAAACCUCUGUCAUGGCGUCAACAUCCACCCUUCAUAUCAACUGAACUCUCAAAUAUUCAGUCACCUGUUAUUAGAGAAUGACCUAAGACUCUGCAGCUCCAGCAACCAGCUCCCAGGAGAGCAGCUCUGCUUGGUGAAAGAAUUAGUGAAUGGCACCCAAAUGACAUUUAGGUUUAAAGUGUGCAGAAGUAACUUUCAUUAAUUAAAAAAUUAUAAUAAUAACCUCCACAGAACAAAAUCAAACCAUCAGAGAAUUGGACCCUGAACAAACUUUUAAAUACUUGGAGACUAAUGCAGGUGUAGAUCUACACUAGAAGACAAAAUGUGUGGCUUUUGGCAGAGAAUGCAGCUGUUGAACAAAAGAACAGCCGGUAACCUACUAGCAAUCCCCGUCUUGACUCUUCUGUUUUGUGACAAAUUUGGAAUUCCAAAGCUGUCUCCAUUAACUGGACACUAAACUAGGAAAAUCGACUUAUGAUUCAGCGAGUUCCACAAGAGCUGUCUGGCUGUGUAGCCCAGUAUCAUACUGGUAUUGGCUAGCAAAUGUGCGGUAACGUACAGCUCUUCAUAGCAAUCCUCUCCUCUACUGAUUUUGCCUUUUAAUUCCUACUCACAAAGCUGGCAGCAUAGGAUGUGGUUUUCAUGAUAAGAGACCCGCUUGCUGGAGUCGACUUUAAAGUUUAUGGAAUAUGCCGCUAGCGGCACAGUGGCGCAGUGGUAGCGCUGCUGCUGCCUCACAGUUAGGAGAACCGGGUUCACUUCCCGGGUCCUCCCUGCGUGGAGUUUGCAUGUUCUCCCCGUGUCUGCGUGGGUUUCUUCCUACAGUCCAAAGACAUGCAGGUUAGGUGGACUGGCGAUUCUAAAUUGGCCCUAGUGUGUGCUUGGUGUGUGGGUGUGUGUGCCCUGCGGUGAGCUGGCGCCCUGCCCGGGGUUUGUUUCCUGCCUUGCGUCCUGUGUUGGCUGGGAUUGGCUCCUGCAGACCCCUGUGACCCUGUAGUUAUGAUAUAGCGGGUUGGAUAAUGGAUGGAUGGAUGGAAUAUGCAGCCACCACAGGUGGUCUGAUUAACAUUCAGAAAGAGAGGAUGUGCAUUGUAAUUGUUUAGUUUUUUUUAUUAUUGAUUAUUUAAUAUUAGGUGUAUAAAGUAUGGGCGGCACGGUGGCGCCGUGGUAGCGCUGCUGCCUCGCAGUUAGGAGACCUGGGUUCGCUUCCCGGGUCCUCCCUGCGUGGAGUUUGCAUGUUCUCCCCGUGUCUGCGUGGGUUUCCUCCGGGCGCUCCGGUUUCCUCCCACAGUCCAAAGACAUGCAGGUUAGGUGGAUUGGCGAUUCUAAAUUGUCCUUAGUGUGUGCUUGGUGUGUGGUUGUGUUUGUGUGUGUCCUGCGGUGGGUUGGCACCCUGCCCGUGAUUGGUUCCUGCCUUGUGCCCUGUAUUGGCUGGGAUUGGCUCCAGCAGACCCCCGUGACCCUGUGUUCGGAUUCAGUGGGUUGGAAAAUGGAUGGAUGGAUGUAUAAAGUAUGACGAGAUGAACUGUGAUGGUGUGCGUGGUUUCCUUUGACAAAACAGAAAAGCAAGCAAAUGUUUAACAGUAAUUAAAAUAAUAAAGAACCUCCAUCAUAUAUACGAUAUGACAGUAAUAUACAGUAAACUGCCAUCUUCCUCUUCAGUUUGCCCACUUCUGUGUGGGGUUGAAGUGCUUGAUGACCCUUCCCCAAGCAGCUCAGUCCUGCAACUCCUCACCAGUCAAGACCUUUUCCUUCAGGUCUUCAUUGAAUUUAUCGAUCCACUUCUGCUUUGGUCUCCCUCACUUUCUUUUGUCCUGGCCUUCCAUUCCCAUCACUCUUUUGCCCACAUAUUCCUUGUUGGGCCUCAUCUCAUCAUCCAUAAUAGUCACACCUACAUUCUUGUUCUUUCUUAGCUAUCUCUUCCACUUUUAUUGUACCUCUGAUUUUCUCAUUUCAUGUUCUGUUCUCUUUUUAGAUUUCUGAAGGUGUGCUGUGGUAUUUGGCACAGAGUCAUUAACAGCAGAUCCUGUAAGUUACAAAGUUGGGCCUCCAUGGGACAGACUUGUUUUUGCAGCCCAUCCCAGAGAUGCUCAAUUAAAUUGAGAUCUGGAGAAUUUGGAGGCCAAGUCUACACCUUAAACUCUUUGUCCCGGUCAUCAAACCAUUCCUGAACAAUUUUUGCAGUGCGGCACGGUGCAUUAUAUUGCCUGCCAUCAGAGAUUGCCAUGAAGGGGUGUACAUGGUCUGCAAUGUUCUUUAGGUAGGCCACAGGUAGGUGGUACUUGUCAAAGUAACAUUCACAUGAAGGCCGGGACCCAAGGUUUCCCGGUAGAACAUUGCCCAUAGCAUCAUAUUUCCUCCACCGACUUGACUUCUUCUCAUAGCACAGCCUGCUGCCAUCUCUUCCCCAGGUAGCACCUGGUCAUCCCCAUAAUCUAACAGAAAACGUGAUUCAUCAAACCAGGUCACCGAGUUUUGACACUCAUAUGCCCAUCAGAACAACCUAGACGAGAACAGACCAUUCAGCCCAACGAAGCUUUCCAGUCCCAUCCACUUAUUCUUUCAGUUGUUCCCAUUUAGGGUUUCCACAGCGAAUCGUGCGUCUCCAUCUAUCCCUGUCUUACAUCUUUUUCUGCCCCACCAAUUGCCUACAUGUCCUCCUUCAUGACCUCCAUAAACCUCCACAUCGAGUGCCCUCAUGUACUCCAUCAUGACCUCCAUAAACCUCCUCUUUGGCCUUCCUCUUCCCCUCUUGCCUGGUAGUUCCAUCCUUAACAUUCUGUUUGUGAUGUACCACUCCUCUCUCCUCUGCACGUGCCCAAACCAUCUCCAUCUGGCCUCUCUCACCUUGUCACCAACUGUUAUACCCAUGUUAUCCCUCCAAUAUAUUCAUUCCUAAUUCUGUCUGUUCUUCAUCUGGUCAUAUUUUGAAAGUCCUACCAUCUACCACACUACUUGGUAGCUUACUCCAUGUGGUUGUCGCUCUCUGUGUGGAAAAAAAACUUCUUUAUGUUUGUGUGAAAUUAACCCUUAACAAGUGCCAUUGUAGUAGUAGUAGUAGUAAUAAUACAUUUGCUUUAUUUGGCACCUUUCCUAUGCCCAUUAUAGGCACUGUCAGUGGUGGACAGGGGUUAGCAUGGGAUGCUUCCAUCUCUCUUAAGAUCUUCUCAUUGUACAAAUUACACAGGACUGGAGAAAAGCCGCAUCCUAGUCUAUCUCACUUCUUAAUUGGAAGAAAAGUACCAGCCAUACGUUCAGUUCUGACUGCAGUAGGUUGACUCUAACCAUCAAGCCCUUCAAGCAAAUCCAUCGGGUCCUCAUGUUUCAUACUAUGGAAAACAUUUGUUUGUAUACUCAAUAAAACUG
Molecule: messenger RNA, 5650 nt
Organism: Erpetoichthys calabaricus (reedfish)
Lineage: Eukaryota; Metazoa; Chordata; Cladistia; Polypteriformes; Polypteridae
Product: gastrula zinc finger protein XlCGF8.2DB-like
Exons: 3
Coding region: 159-1304 (381 amino acids)
Biological process (GO): regulation of transcription by RNA polymerase II
Cellular component (GO): PcG protein complex; transcription regulator complex
Molecular function (GO): RNA polymerase II cis-regulatory region sequence-specific DNA binding; DNA-binding transcription factor activity, RNA polymerase II-specific
Source: RefSeq, a predicted model, not a curated record